AUGGUCAAUGGCCCGUGGGUCCGCCUAUGGGAGCAUGGCCUGGGUACUUCCCGAUAGGGUCAUGGCCUACGCAGGGUCCAUAUCCCAUGUUACCCCAGAAUCAGAAUUUGGGAGGAGACCAAAACAUGGGACAACUUCAACUAACAGGGCAAAACCAACCAGGAUCGAGUCGCCAGGGUGGCCAAAACCAGAACAAGUCCCAAGGGCAAGGACAAGGACAAGGACGUGGAAGAGGUAGGAAUGCUGGUAGGAAUCAGGGACCAGGGGAACGAGGAGCAGGAAAUAGAGGAAGUGGGUAYCAAGGUGGAAACUGGGGACAGUUCCAAGGGGGUGCGAAUCCGGUAGGGCAAGAAUACCRGCAGGGGUAUGRUCGUGGUUACGACCAAGGCUAUGGAAGGGGGUUUGGUAGAGGAAAUGGGUCAUGGAACGGACAGGGUUUUGGCAGAGGAUGGAUAGACUACAGCGAAUGCGUUUGUACCCACUGUGGAAUCAAAGGGCACAUAGUAAAGCGAUGCCACGUCAGGAAACUUGACGAGCGCGAUGGACUUAUAACAUCCAACAUAGAUGGCAAGGUGUUUGACAGAACAGGAAAGCUGAUCGAUCCUGAGAUUCCGGGAGGCACUAGAGAAGAGGCCCUUCGCAUAGCCGCGCUAGGUUCCAACGCGCCGGGGAUGUUCAGAAUGUGGCAAGAAAAGGAAGGACCAGUCGUACGGGUGGAAGAUGUAACUGAACUAGAAGAAAAACUGAGCCGAAUGGGGAUCGAAGGAAGCAAGGAAGACGUACCCCUUGUGGAAGAAGAAGCAGAAGAGGAUGACGUUAGGAUUACCAUCAGGGACACAUUUGAUAAGAUGGAGGAUCUGGUGAAUAAAAUGCAAAGGCUGCAUUUGAGACUUCAAGGGAUAUGUGAAGAAGCGGGGAAAGAAGGGGUUGGGUGCCCGAAAGUAUUUACCAUGGGACGUGGAGGAUCAGAAGAUGGGCCAAAUGAGCCCAACCCAAGAAUGUUGAGGGCCAACAUGGCCGCAAAGAACAGUGGGGGUCAAAGAAGCGUAAGAGGAACGAUUCCGUUCGGUACAAGAAGACCCGCAGGAGAAAAUCCUCAAAAGGAACAAGCCCAGGCUUCCCAGCCAGCAGAAGAAGAACCACCUAUCACRGUAGAGGGUGAUGAGGAUGAGGAUGAGAAGAUUAGGGAGGAAGAAGAAAGGCAGGCGGAGAUAAGGGCUAAGAGAAGGAAAGGCGAAGCUAAGGAAGGGAGAUCAAAAGGGGAUACGGGACCAAGCAAGAAGAGAAAGGCUGGAGACAGCCUGAGAGUUUUUCUGCGAGAUCUUGAGGAGUACGCGUUCAGGAGAGAAUGGGGCGACAGGGAAAGGAUUGCGAACGUGAAAGGAGCAGGAAUGUACAAAAGGAGGAUUGAAGGAGUGGUGGCAGGUUGCACAAGGUGGAGAGUAUGCAAGGUGAGACUAUGGAGAGACAUGGGGGAAUUCCCAAGGGAUGAUGUGGAGGAUGAUUUAAGGUUUGAUGGGACCAAUCUGAAAGACUUUGUUGAGAGCUUGCAGCUGGCCGCUGAGAGGGGCGGAUGGAGCGAGGAGGAAAAGAGGAAGCAGUUGAUCACGAGAUCAGACAAAGGCGAAAAGGAGGAAGUAAGAGGAAUUGUGGAAGGGAGUCGAACGUGGAAAAGGAUAACGGCAGAAUUAUGGAUAGCCUACACCCAGGCCAGGCAAGACCAAACAAGAAAGGAAAGGCUGCAAAAGAAGGGGCUAUGGAUUGGAAGAGAGGUGACUGAGCCACAGGGGAAGGAGGAAGAGAAUGAAGAAGAGGAUAAUGUAUCUCUGAAGAAGUUGAAGAACAAGGCGAGGAUCUCCCCCAAGAGCAGCAGCAAGGAAUCUGAGCAGGCUGAGGGAGAUGAACAGGAAGAGGAGGAGGCAGCAGAGGAGAGGAAAAGAAGCAUGGGGGYCAGUAURGUACCAAGGAAGAAGAAACYUGGAAAGAGAAGGGCAAUUGAGAGUGGAAGRAGARAGGUACAAGAAAGGGUGAGUGAAAAAGGGGAAGGAGUAGAAGAAGCYGAGGWAGGAAAGAAGGUCCAGGGAGGAGGCAAGGCUCCCAAAGUCAAGAGAACUGAGGGAAAGAGGCCGAUUGGGAACAAGGAAGAGACAAGUGAGAUAGGAAAGAAGGAAGAUAAGAAGGAUGGUCAGGUAGAGAAGUUGAUGAGAGAUAUGGAAGAAAUGAGGAAGGAAGUAAGGGAAUUGAAGAAAGAGAAGGAGGAAUUGCAAAAACAAAUGAACCAAUUAAGGGUCUCCCUUAAUGUGCAAAGCAGAGACCUGGAAAAUGAAGUGGCCACAAGAGGUAAGAUGGAAAUAAGGGUGAAUGGUCUGGUUUCUGAGAUCAAGUAUCCCCACUCUCGAUCAUUAUGUUUUAUGUAGGAGACCCGGUUUAAAUCUCGGCGGUAAUAAUGAAAAGUAAGGUGAUAG
Molecule: messenger RNA, 2465 nt
Organism: Chara braunii
Lineage: Eukaryota; Viridiplantae; Streptophyta; Charophyceae; Charales; Characeae
Source: the annotation of a GenBank genome assembly